AUGCAACGUACGGACCGCGUCCACAAUCGUUCACGAUGGACGACUCGGGGAGAGCGGUACUACAUAGGAUCCGAAAUAGGUGCAUAUCUCAGACUGCAUAGAGGUACGCUCUACAAGAAAUAUCCAGUUUUAUGGAGGAAGGUUGCUACGGUGGAAGACAAGGAGAAGUUGCGACAAAUUGCACUUUCGCAAGCGUUCAUGCACACGAAUAUAAUGCUUGUGAAAGCGCACGAGAUAGACGAGCUGCUGUCCGGUCAGGAAGAGAAAUAUCGCGCUGCUGGAUCGACUCCUGCAAUCCCUAGAGUGGACUCAGGUCUCGCAAAAGGCGGCAAACCUAAUGUACCGGCUGGAUGGAUGGGUCAGCAG
Ostertagia ostertagi is the source of this 366-nucleotide messenger RNA. The record is from the annotation of a GenBank genome assembly. Lineage: Eukaryota; Metazoa; Nematoda; Chromadorea; Rhabditida; Trichostrongylidae.